Messenger RNA from Adineta ricciae, 657 nucleotides. Lineage: Eukaryota; Metazoa; Rotifera; Eurotatoria; Adinetida; Adinetidae. The record is from the annotation of a GenBank genome assembly.
AUGGGUUUGGGAACCGAAAUGAAGACACGACAAGUUUUUACCAGUGGGAUCAUCAUUAAACAUGAUGCCAUGACUCAAAAGAAAAACAACAGUAACGAAACAAACGUAUCAUCAAGUCAACGUCAAACAACAUCAAAUACUGCGCAAAACAGUCAACAACAAAGACAAUCUGGAAACAUGAACAAUGGUGACAUACAGCGUCAUAAAGUUUUACGACGUUCACAACGAGCUGGCGUUGUCUUUCCAGUGCAUCGAAUUCAUCGUGUUAUGAAAGAGGGAAACUAUGCUAAAAUCGCCCGAGACGGUGCUGCUGUCUACAUGGCUGGUGUUUUGGAAUAUCUAGUAGCCGAAAUAACCGAAUUAGCAGGAAAUGCGGCCCAUGAAAAUAAACGACGUCGUAUUACGCCUCGUCAUAUUCUUUUGGCUAUACGUAAUGAUGAAGAACUGAAUAAGUUAUGUCAACACGUAACUAUUGCUGAAGGUGGUGUUAUUCCACAUCUUCACGAAGUAUUGCUUCAAUCGAAACGUAGUAGUCAAAGUUCACGAGGUUAUGCAUCCAAGAAAAAGUCACCGCCAAACAAACAAAAUAAUACAGAAGGUGAUACAACACCGAGUGACGACGACGACGACGACGAUGAUGAUACUAUGAAUCAAUAA